Messenger RNA from Anas platyrhynchos (mallard), 5988 nucleotides. The record is from RefSeq and is a predicted model, not a curated record. NCBI's taxonomy places the organism in Eukaryota, Metazoa, Chordata, Aves, Anseriformes, Anatidae.
AUGAAAUACUUUAACUGGGCUCACGUUGGCAUCAUUGCUUCCAACCAGGAUGUUUGGAUGGACACAGCCAACAAGUUAGCAAGUGCACUCAGGAACGAGGGGCUUCCUGUAGGCAUUGUUACAGCCAUGGGUAAAGGAGAAAAAGGCAUUGAAGACACUUGGAACAAGAUCAAAAAAGUUGGUGGCAUUAAAACUUGUGUUUCAGUUAUACUUCUGUGCAUGCAUUCUGUGCUCAUUGGAGGGGAGGAACAGGCCACCUUGCUCACAAAAGCUCAGGAAAUGGGACUAACAGAUGGAAGAUACGUCCUCAUUCCAUACGACACUUUACUUUACAGUCUUCCUUACCAAAAUAUCUCAUUCUAUGCCCUCGACAAUGACACCAAGCUCCAGGAAGCAUAUGAUGCUGUGCUGACUAUUACACUGGAAUCUGGGAACAGGACUUUUUAUGAUGCAUUCAGGGAAGCUAAAGAAAAUGGUGAAAUAGCCAGGGAGCUGGAAGCUACACAGGUUUCUCCACUCUUUGGGACAAUCUAUGAUGCCAUUUACUUCAUGGCAAUGGCUAUAAGCAGUGCUCGGAAAAAAGGAGCCUGGGUCUCAGGAGUUAACAUAACAGAACACACGAAAAACGUCAGUUUCCCUGGAUUUAGCCAGUGGUUAGAGACAGACAGCUGUGGGAAGUGGCUGAGCAACUAUGUCGUACUGGACACAGAUGGUCAUGGGAGCCAACUCUUCCCAACCCACUUGCUGGACAUGUCUUUAGAGGAUGUGACAUCCCUCGGCCAGGACAUCCACUUUCCCAGUGGAGCCCCUCCCAAAGCAGACUGCAGCUGUUGGUUCGAUCCAGACGUUCUCUGCACUGGAGGGAUUGAGCCUACAAUCAUGAUUUUGGGAGCAAUGCUGGUAUUUGCCCUGGUGCUUUGUGCUGCGGGCCUAGCUUAUCUUAUCAGGCACAGCAUCCUGAACAGCCAGUUAUUCAGGGGGCCUAACAAGAUAAUACUGACCCUGGAUGACCUUAUCUUUAUCAACCCAGAGCUACAUAAAAAGAGGCUGACCUUGGACAGCCUGACUGAUGCAAACAGCGUAGCAGCCGAAACCAGAAGCCAGAAGUCUCCAACCCGCUCCUUUUCCUUGAAAAGCACAGCUGCCACCCACGAAACCUCCAACGUGGCUUUGUAUGAGGGUGACUGGGUGUGGCUGAAAAAAUUUGAGACGGGAGCAAUUCACCAUCUGCGGCAAAGCUCCACCAGCAUCCUGAGGAAGAUGAAAGAUUUGCGUCACGAAAAUGUGAAUCUGUUCCUGGGCUUUUUCUCUGACUGUGGCAUCUUUGCCAUAGUGACAGAGUACUGCUCCCGAGGAAGCCUGGAAGACCUACUGAGAAAUGAAGAUAUGAAGCUGGAUUGGAUGUUCAAGUCCUCCCUCCUGAUGGAUCUAAUUAAAGGAAUUAGGUAUUUGCACCACCGAGAUUUUGCCCAUGGACGUCUGAAGUCUCGUAACUGUGUUGUGGACGGACGGUUUGUGCUGAAGAUCACUGACUAUGGUUAUAACGAGCUCUUAGAAGCACAGAAAUGCCCUUAUAUUCAGCCACCCCCUGAAGAAUUGCUCUGGACAGCCCCUGAGUUGCUGAGGGACCCAGACAUGCGCAGAAAAGGCACAUUCAAAGGAGACAUUUACAGCUUUGCAAUUAUCCUGCAAGAAGUGGUUGUUCGGGGCCCACCAUACUGCACGUCAGACCUCUCAGCGGAAGAAAUUAUAAAGAAGGUGAAGAAACCCCCUCCCUUGUGCCGCCCAAACAUAGCCCCUGAGAUGGCCCCCCUGGAGUGCAUCCAGGUAAUGAAGCAAUGCUGGGGUGAAGCCCCCGAACGACGUCCCACCUUUGAGGAGAUAUUUCACAAGUUCAAAACCAUCAACAAAGGCAAAAAGACCAACAUCAUUGACUCAAUGCUCAGAAUGCUUGAGCAGUAUUCAAGCAACCUGGAAGAUUUAAUCAGGGAGCGGACAGAAGAGCUAGAGAUUGAAAAACAGAAGACAGAGAAACUCCUAUCGCAAAUGCUUCCUCCAUCAGUGGCAGAAGCCCUCAAGACUGGUGGCACUGUGGAGCCUGAGUAUUUUGACCAGGUCACCAUCUACUUCAGUGACAUCGUGGGCUUCACAACCAUUUCAGCCCUCAGUGAACCUAUCGAAGUAGUUGACCUCCUAAAUGACCUUUACACCCUGUUUGACGCUGUUAUUGGAAAUCAUGAUGUUUACAAGGUAGAGACAAUUGGUGAUGCCUACAUGGUUGCCUCAGGGCUCCCAAAACGGAAUGGAAACAAGCACGCAGCUGAGAUAGCCAACAUGUCCCUGGACAUCCUCAGCUCAGUGGGAACAUUCAAGAUGAGACACAUGCCGGACAUUCCCCUCAGGAUACGAAUUGGGCUGCACACAGGGCCUUGUGUGGCGGGCGUUGUAGGUCUGACCAUGCCACGGUACUGCCUCUUUGGAGACACGGUGAACACAGCAUCGCGAAUGGAGUCCACAGGCCUGCCUUACAGAAUUCAUGUCAGCCAAAGUACAGUGGAUACACUUCGGAGUCUAAAUGAAGGCUAUGAAAUCGUACCUAGGGGAAAAACAGAACUGAAGGGUAAAGGAGUAGAAGACACAUAUUGGCUAGUUGGGAAAAAAGGAUUUCUGAAGCCCUUACCUAAACCUCCUGAAAUAAAGCCAGGCCACAACUGGUCAGGCAUGCUGACCAGGAAACUCAAAUUUGUCCUGAGGAACACAAAGAGGACACUGACAAAAGCAACCUUUAAAGAACUGGGGAGCCUGAAGGAGACUGAAAUGAGUCUUGAAGAGGAAGAAAUCUAAGAAGAAUACAGCAAAGAACUAGUAAGAACAGGAUGAACAGCAUGAAGUCAACCCCAGUAGGGAAGUCCAAACCCUCCUUUUAAUUUCCUUCCAUCCAAAAGCAGUAUAAUUGCUGAAGCCUCUUAGCUCUUGCAGGGGAAGAGCCUGAGAAGGCAGAUGAACCCCAAUCACCAUUUCUCAUUGAAACUGGGCACUGGAUCAGAGCUUUAUUCACCAUGGUUCCAUAUGUGGGAUUUUUUGACUGAUGUCCAUUGGAAGGAAAGCAACGGUGCUUUCCUUCAUCAGCACCUCAGUCACAAGGAUGGGCCCGAGGCAUAUUUUAGGUAGGUCAGCGUGGCAGCACAAACAUAUCCAGCUGCACUUGGGUCUGUAUUAGAACAAUAAUGCCAAGUGUUACCUCAUUAACCAUUUUGCAAUAAAUAGGUUUGUUGUUAUAAGAAAUGCUGGUUAAAAAAUAAGAUCAACACAAUUCAGAAUAAAAUGUUUUUGACUACAAGAAAAAAGAUUUUUACUCCCCCACAAAGGGAAAUUUUGAAUCAAAAGGCUUUGUUGCUGUAUGCCAAUUUAAGCUGAAACAUUUUCUUUUGAAUUGACAUUUCAGCUGCAAAUGCCAUUUUAAUGCUAUUUUCAAACUAAAAUGACUGUUUUGAAAUGAAGCAGUUUGGUAUGAAUCAAUAUUUGUUUCCAAAUGCCAAAAUGUGAUCUGAUCAAAAUGCCAAAACAUGUCAUCUUCACAAUCCCAGAUAUCAACUGGAAGAACGUUUUUUUCUUUAUAAACACAUACAUAUAGCAUAUCUAAAACAUUUUAUGCUUUUCAUCCCAGAGCAGGAUGAAAAGAGAAUGUCAAGAUACUGGAAAACUGAGAUGUAGAGAAUGAUGUUCUACAGUCCCUUUAGCUGAGUGAUACUAAUAAGACUAAUGAGUUUUCUUACCUGCAGAAGUGAGGCAAAGGGAAGGAAAAGUUCAUUAUUUAAUCAGUAGAAGAAAAGCCUAAAGCAUCACAGUAUUUUUCCUCCCCGGUCUCUAAGUAGUGUCAAAGCCACUAAUAUCCAAAGUAAGCCUCACAGUGGGUAAAAAUAGCUUCCUACAAAGGGCCAGCAUUUGGCCUGUAGGCACUUCCCACAGAGAACACUUCAUCAGAGUCAAAAAUUUUUAUUGUUGGCCACUUCUUCUUCCAGAUUUUUUACUUCUGUUCACUGUCUGGCUUCUAACAGACUCCUGGAAAUUGUUGUUGUCUCUCCAGCCAGGCUAAAGAGAACUGCAGAUAUGGUAAUUUAAUCAAUAUUACCACCAGAAAGUGCUUGUUGAAAACACCAAGACCUUUCUCAAGCCCAAUUUGAACUCAUCAACACUGCACCCAGAACAGGUUUUUACCAGUUAGAUGACAAAUAACAGUGAACAACUCUCUUAAGUUAUUGCAGAUGACUUUAUUAAAGAAGGCAAGCCAAACUCCACAAAUCUCAGAAGGAUACUAAGUGAACAGCUAAUUCACCAUUGCAAGUAUAAGACGUGCACUGUCAAAGUACAUGUAAAAGCUGUUCAUGCUGUAUCUAUCUGAAGAGUGAAAAUGGGUCUAGUAUCUACAAUACCCAGACUGAGCUGAUAAGUAAGAUGCAGGAGCAGUUUUGCACUGGCAGCUGGAUUGCCAGACACCAAACCUUAAGAUCUGAAAUAAUGCUAGGCAGAUAUGUUUAAUGAAAUACACCUUUAAAGUUAGGUGUCGUAACCCCAAAGUGAAGCCCAUCCCAGAUAUCCUCAUUCAAAUGGAUGAAUCGUGCCCUAAAAGUGCUUGCCAUCGACUGUAACAGAAUCUGCACCAGUGGAGAAACCUGCAUCAUGGAUGACUAAAGUCGAGCUGGAUCAACCUCAUUCCCACAUAGUUCAUCACCAGUUCGGAGGAAGUGCUGGACUCCCUGACAUUUUCCCUGGAAAACUCCACCAUUGUGCUUGUCUAGAUGGCAAGUAUGUGCUAAUCCUCUCUGAGACACUUCUUAUUCCCAGCACACAGGCAAAGCGGAUGUAAAGGAAAAAGCAUGUGAACAGAAAACAUAAAAUCCUGAAAAACUUCUGAUUGAUCCCUUUAUCUGGUAAUGUGACAGCAAGCAGGAGAGAGAAAGACUUUCUACUUCUGAUAUAUGUCAAAUUACACAUUUGUAAAUGUAUGAGAAAGAAAAACACACAACAAACAACAGCAAAACCCAACACGCUUCUUCAAACUACUGCUAUGUAUGUAUUCUCUCAAUAUCUACACAUAUACACAGAUACAUAUGUAUUUGAAUUUUGGGAUACCCAGUGAUUUUGUUAGUCUGAGACAAUUUUAAGAAAAUGCUGGGUAGCUGCAAACUGAAUUCUUCAGCUGAAGAGCAUUUAAACAAGAAGAUUUCAAUCUGCCCUUCUGCACACAGUUUUUGAAUUCCUUCUUCAGCAUGCUGUCUUCAAAAAUAAACAGCAUUCUUUGAAUUUAUUAAAAAACACAUAAAAUAGUAGGUCUGUGGGAAAGGAGAGCAGAAAGGCAAAGUUCUGAUCACUGACGACUUCAGUAAUCCCAGGAUAAUUCUUAAUUCUCUUUGAAGCCAGUGUAGUUUUUUUUCCCCUCUUAAUUUCAACAGGAAGAAGCCAAGGACUCAUCCCCAAGUGUGAUAACCUCUGCUGUUAAAAAGCCAUAAAAUAUAUUUAUAUUUUCCUGGUAUUGUUCUGUUUAGACAGGUUUAGGUUUACUCGUGAGAUUUCUUCCCACACUAAACAUAAUUGCUGUAUCACACUCCUCUCUUGUUAUUCUGCUCCUAAAAAUAGUGUUUGGAUGUUAUGAUGUUAAGAUGGGGCCUGGAAGCAGCAAAUGUAAAUCUUGUAGCUCUGCAGCCAACUUUUCAGGUGAUUGUGGGCCGGUUGCUUGGUUGAUUUCUUGGAUAGUGAAGCACCCACUCUAGAAAACACCAUUGCAGGAGGGUUUACUGCUAAUGUUAUAGGGUAAAAUUUAAUGUAAUCAUGCAAAUCUGCUGACAGCUGUAAAAGAUGUACUUAUGCACAAUAUAAACCAUCUGAAUAUAGUUUAUAUUUCAUACAGGAUCCACAGUAUUUUUCAUAGUGAAUUAAAACCAAAUGCCAAUAAAGAUCCUUGGAUACCUAUCCCUCCACAUGAAAAUC